Molecule: messenger RNA, 1685 nt
Organism: Colius striatus (speckled mousebird)
Lineage: Eukaryota; Metazoa; Chordata; Aves; Coliiformes; Coliidae
Gene: TMEM186
Product: transmembrane protein 186
Exons: 2
Coding region: 97-804 (235 amino acids)
Cellular component (GO): mitochondrion
Source: RefSeq, a predicted model, not a curated record
CGGGACGGGGCGGGACGGCGGAGACAUGGCGCUGUGAUGACCUGUGGGAAUAUUUCCUUGUAGGCUGAGCUCUGCAGGAUUAGGACUAAAGUCUGCAUGGCCCCAUCUUUUGGGAGAUGUCUACAAAAUGCGCUCUGGACAAGGUCAUGGAAAAAGGAAGAAGCUCACCCACCCUGGCUUUUUGGCACAGGGGAGUGUUUGCAGCCACGAAACCAACGAGUUAAUGGUGGUGCUGAUUGCCUUGGGAGACAGCGAGAGCCAUCUGUGUGCCUGUGCCAUUCGGCCUCUGCUGCUGUGGUCCGACAGGAGGAGAAGACAGAGGAGUUCAAACUGGUCUACAGGUUCCCAGGGAUUAAGCACUGCCGGGUGCUGUCCAGGCUGAAGCUGUUACAGACUGCCACUACCAUGGUCACGUUGCCUCCCAUCUGCUACCUUUACCUACAAGACCAGGUUUCUCAGAACAUCCUCUUCUAUACAACUGGCAUUGCACUCUUUGCUGGUGCAAUGUUGUAUAGUAUGAGCUACUUUUUCAGGCGGAUUAUUGGAUUAAUCUACUUAAAUGAAAGUGGCCGUACUGUCAGAGUGGCCCACCUGAGCUUCUGGGGAAGACGGAAUGACAUUUACUGUCCCAUCGAGACAGUGAUGCCUUUGGAUGAAGUUGGAGAUAGCAAAGGGGAGCUGCUUCUCCAGUUCAAGCGGUAUGAUAGCACAGAUGUUUUGUAUUUUACUAUUAAGUUUGGCCACAUUGUAGACAGACAGAAGUUUGCCCAAAUAUUUGGAGAAGUUGAGCAACACAGCAGGUGAUUUGCAGCGAUCUUCCAUGUUGCAUGUUCACUGUGCUAAUUCUUCCAUGAAGUCUGAUGAGUUUAUCAAACCAACACACUUCUGUUGUUUUCCUAUGCCAAGCCUGCUGGUAAGUGCCCUCAGAAAGUGGAACAGUCCAUGGGAGUGACUGUCCUUGCAGCCUAAGGGGCGAGCAGCGUCUCCUGUGUUGGAUACAGCGAUGCGUGUGGAGUGUGGUCACCAGCAGCUCCGAGCCUCACCCAUCCCGCUCUGAACAGGCAGCAGGAGGCCAAAUUACUGCUGCUGACCCCAACUGUUUCAGCAGAACUCUUGAAGUUACAGUAACUGCCAGAGCAUCCUCCCUUUAAACUCACUGUUCCUUUUAGCGAAUGUUAGGUUGACUGGGAAGCCUCUGAAAUGAUUGCUGUUAUGUAUGAGUGAGAUAGGGUUUAAUGCUGGAUGUCAGACAGAUCAUGCUGUGAAAUGGAGAUAACUGGGAGAACACCAUACAGUGCUGAGGAAGGGGCGUGGGAGUGUGCAUGUGAACAGAACAUGCAAGACGUUGCAGGACACAUUGCCAGUUGAGCUGUCAGGCUUGGUUAAAGACUGGGGUGGCACUUCAGGAGCCUCUCACAGAAACGGCUUUCCCAUUGGAGUUGGGGAAGACCACUCCUAAACGAGCAUGCUGUGGGUUACAGGGGCAGUCUGUGCUACUGCCUUCAGUCUGGGGCCCACUGGCCAUCUGAAAAUUUGGAACUACUUGUCCUCUUUGCAUAUAUUCAUGUUUGUGUUGUGUGUGUGACAUUUAAUCAGUGCUGUAAUACUCGAGAUGUGGAAGCUUCAGUAAAUGUUACUGAAGUUAUCUUAGACUCUGUGAAUGAAGCAGUCUCCUGUGAAGACCA